Messenger RNA from Angiostrongylus costaricensis, 1323 nucleotides. The record is from the annotation of a GenBank genome assembly. Lineage: Eukaryota; Metazoa; Nematoda; Chromadorea; Rhabditida; Metastrongylidae.
AUGCGCACCUGUACUGACGUGUUGAUCUCUGCGCUCCUCAUCGUUGUAUUCUUACUGGGCUUGUUUCUUCUCAUUCCAUUUUCAAUCACACUUUUUCCUGCAAUAAUCAGAUCGCAAGUUUACCUCAGGCAAGAGAGAGAUGGACAGUUCCCAACAGCAACAUAUUAUUGGUCUCGAUUACCUGCUACACAGUACUUCAAAUUUUACUACUUCAAUGUAACGAAUCCUGACGAGGUAUUAUAUAAAGGAGAGCGGGCAAGACUGGUGGAACUUGGGCCGUAUGUUUGGAACUUACUCACUAAAACUGGCAGUGCUAUUUUCACCGUUAUUUGCAUUUUCGAAGAAACAAAUCAGUUCAGGGCAGUAACCCAAGGUGGAGUAUCGUUUGAGUCUUACUCUGAUCCGCUCAUCACUCUGAUCCAAAGCAACUUGACCAAGGUGAGACUAGGAAUCUCAUUUAUUCCACUCCGCAUUUACAACCACACCUGUGAUGAAGAUUACGUAAUAAAAACUGGAAAAGACAACACGGACAACUUAGCUCUAAUUCAAAAGUGGGCCAACAUGACGCAUCUCCCAUGGUGGGGGGACAACUAUUCUAGCGACAUUACGAACAGUGAUGGCACUUUACAAAAACCAGGCUUGAAGAAAGACGAUAAUCUGAAGCAAUUCCAGUCAUUUACCUGUCGUUAUACUCAAUACAAGAAUUUUUUCAUGUCGUUCUAUCUACAUUACGAUUCUGAUGCAACGAUCAACGGAAUUCAAACAAUGGCAUUCAAAAUGAACAACGAUUCCUACGACACCACAGCUGAUCUCAACAAAGGAUACAGAUAUGAAAAUAAUGAAAUGGUGGACUACUUCCCGUCGUGGCCAUGUGGCAACGAUCACCAAUACACACCGUACGCUAAGGGGUGCUCGAAGAUUGAUUGCACACUUUCUCAGUUCUGGUGCAACACUUGUUGCAACGGUCGGAAGAUACUGAUCCCAUUUGCUGGUUUUCUCUCUCCACCACAUUUUCUCUGGUCACCUCCUGAAGUUCGUGAAAAUACAAUAGGUUUGCAUCCAGAAGUCGAAAAACAUGAGCCGGCGAUAUUCGACAUAGAACCAUUAACAGGAUCGACGAUUAAAGGGAGGUUCCGAAUGCAGCUCUCCAUUCCAAUCUACACCAAUCCCUUUUACACUGUUCCGCCUCACAAAUAUUGUCCUUACUUUCUCUUACAAUCCUUUAUUUCUUUUUGUCUGGUCUUCCAUAAUUUUGGGUUUUUACAAAGCCGUCGCAUUAUCUCAAACAUCUCGAUUUGCCAUUUUGUGAAAGGUUUGCCUUAA